AUGCCUGCUCCGCCUCUGUCAUGCGUCCGCUCAUCGCGCAAUUGGCGCGCGGUGCGCCGCAUUGCCGAUCACGUUAGGGCGAUGCGAUGGCGCACUGUCGUGUCGUGCUCCUCGACCAUCUCGCGUCGCCGAAACCACCGCUUUCCUCCCCAACCGCCCGCCCUCAACCCCCUGUCCUCUCCCGUGCUUCCCUCCAUCCCCCCUCUGCCGCCUCGCUCCCCCCACCGUCUUCCGCCCACUCUGUGUCAACCGCAGCGCGAGUCGGAGCAACCGCCCCAACCGCCCCCUCCGCGCGACACCAGCGCGUCCGACUCCCUCGUCCGCGGGGCGUGGUGGCGCGGGCAGGCGGCGGGAGCGCGCGCGUCGGUGGGGGAGGUGGUGCGGGGCGCCGUGCGCGCAGUGGAGGACGCGCCCGUCGAGACCGUCGGCGCUGCUGCCGCCGCCUCAGGGCUGGCGGUGCUGGGGGUGGUGUUCGCGACAUCGCUGCUGGGGUCGCUGGACUCGGUGCCGCUGGCCCCCGGAGUUCAUGCAGACCAUCGGUGUCGUCUACUGCGCCCUCGUCGCCAGGCAGUAUUUCACCAAGAGGAAGAUCGCAUCCCCACUCUUCUGCUGUCCUCUUCCCCCAGCCGUUUCCCCCACUGUGCCCAAUCUCAAGUCCUGCUUUCCCCCCUUUCUCCCCGUUCCCUGGUGCCGGGGCUUGGCGGGGGCGGGCAGGGCGUGGGGAUGGGCGUGCAGGGGCGGCUGAGGGCGCUGGAGGCGGAGAGGGACGUGGCGGUGGCGGCGGCGGGGGAGAUGCGGCGCGCGGGGCAGGAGAUGGCGCGCGUGGUGGCGGAGAAGGAGGCGCUCGAGGCCGUCGCACUGCAGCUCGCGGAUGAGAGGGACUCCGCCAUCGCUGAGGUGACAGCACUGAAGACAGCGGUGAAUGCGAUGACGGAGCGCAUGAGGGCGAUAGAGGCCAUGCUGGCAUCCGAGGUGCAGCGCCUGCAGGAGCAGAACCUCGCCCUCGAGACCGUUGCUCUGCAGCUGGCUGACGAGCGUGACUCCGCCAUUAAACAGGCAUCGGAGCUGAGGUCAGCGUUUGAGGCGCAGAGGGAGGAGGACAAGCGCGUGUUGGAGAUGCUAGCAGCGCAGCUGAUAGAGGAGCGCAACGCCGCCGUCAAGGAGGUGCAGGAGCUGAAGCAGGUGGUGGCGGGGCUGGCGGAGGCCACGGGGGCGGGCAGCGGGCUGACGAGUGAGAUGGAGGCGUUCAUCCGCAGCCGCGUGCGCGCCGUCAGGGCCCAGUUCGUUGACAUCUCCAAGCCCUACUCGCAGCAGGAGGAGGCGGUGAAUGCGUUUGUGGCGCAUCUGGUGGACGAGUUCGGAGCCCCCAGGGAGUGGACGCACCGCUACAUCCGCCAGUUCCUCGACGCUGCCUCUGACGCCCAUGCCAUCGCCCUCAACGGCCCCUCGCCGCCCUCCGACCGCUUCAACUGA
Molecule: messenger RNA, 1473 nt
Organism: Closterium sp. Yama58-4
Lineage: Eukaryota; Viridiplantae; Streptophyta; Zygnematophyceae; Desmidiales; Closteriaceae
Source: the annotation of a GenBank genome assembly